Triticum turgidum subsp. durum (durum wheat) is the source of this 579-nucleotide messenger RNA. The record is from the annotation of a GenBank genome assembly. Lineage: Eukaryota; Viridiplantae; Streptophyta; Magnoliopsida; Poales; Poaceae.
AUGUCGGCAUCCACUAGCGGCGGCGGAUCGCUCUCGCCCCAGGCGGCUGCAGCGCUCCAGGAGGGUAUCGGGCUGGUGUUCGGGCGGUGGACGGCGCUGCAGAUGGCUGUGGAGAACGAGUGGGGCGGCCCCGACUCCCGCGCCAAGGCCGACCAGCUCGCCGCGUCCAUCCUCUCCUGGUUCACCAACUCCAAGGGCCCAUAUUAUUAUGAGGACUUGGAGGAUAUGAUGUUUGACAGAAUAUAUAAAUCCCUCAAUUCUAACUUUGCGGAUGGUAGCAUUAGGGAGGUUGCUGAACAAUUUUUUAUGAUGCAUGAAGAAUGCCUGGAAAACAACUUUUCAUCGAUUGAGAAAUUAAGGAAUACACGUCCUCAAGGAAAUGUUGUUUCCCAAAGUAGACAGAUGGUAACCGAGGAGGAUGAUGAUAGCUCGGACGAUGGUGAUGAGCCAUCAAUGGGGGAAGAUAAAGCAGCUAGAUCAGAUGAUAUGGCAGUAGAUCAGCCAAAACCUUCCAAGCCUACCCCUGGUGCUGAUGGGUGGACUGUUGUGCAUCCUAGGCGUGGCCAAGGCAAGAAUUAA